This is a messenger RNA of Sinocyclocheilus rhinocerous, 4074 nucleotides long. RefSeq names its product collagen alpha-2(VI) chain-like. The record is from RefSeq and is a predicted model, not a curated record. The transcript has 28 exons. Gene Ontology annotation, molecular function: extracellular matrix structural constituent conferring tensile strength. NCBI's taxonomy places the organism in Eukaryota, Metazoa, Chordata, Actinopteri, Cypriniformes, Cyprinidae. Bases 178 to 3228 code for a protein of 1016 amino acids.
UCAAGCUGGGAGAAGCGCAGAGGAAACUUCUCCUGCAGCUUGGCUUCUCACUCACUCCCUUUAUUUGGCACUUUAUUCUGGUUCCUGCUUUACCUACUUCGGAAUGUAUCUUUGAUAACUCUAAACAUAAAUCAGCACUCGAAAAGUUCUUCAGAUUUUCUGAUCUUGGGAAGGAGAAUGAGGAUGAUGAGGCUAUCGAUCCUUCUCCUGUUGUUUGUGGGCGUUCACAUACAGGGCCAGAUUCCAGCCAGCCAGACUCCUUGCGCAAAACCAACCGAAUGCCCAAUCGACUUGUACUUUGUCAUCGACACGUCUGAGACCAUAGCUCUACAGGAGAACCCACCUGGCAGCUUGGUAAAGAGCAUCAAAGACUUCACCACCACUUUUGCUACGAAACUAAAAGACGUUAACUAUAAAGGUUUAGUUCAGAUCAGCUGGUCUGUAGGAGGCCUUCACUUCUCCCAGCGGCAGGAGAUCAUCAGCACCAUCACCAGUAAAGAUGUGUUCAUCGAGAGGCUAAAACCAAUCACGUACCUGGGAAAGGGCACGUACAUUGACUGCGCUAUCACCAACAUGACCCAGCAACUGGUCCGCUCACCGUCCAAACCCAAUGCCACGCGCUUUGCUGUGGUCAUCACCGAUGGUCACGUGACAGGAAACCCAUGUGGUGGGAUCAAAGUGGCUGCGGAACGAGCACGUGAUGAAUUCAUUAAGAUCUUCGCUGUCGCAUCAUCCAGGAACCUAGAGGAGACGGGACUCAGGGAGAUCGCUAACUCACCUGCUGGAGUUUAUCGUAACAAAUACAUGGCGGUUGAUCUCACGGGAGUGAGGCCAGUCAUAGUGACAUCAACAAUCGAUCGCAUAUAUGACACAAUGCUUCAUCUGGCUUAUCAAGAGUGUUACUCUGCGAAAUGUUUGGAGACUCCAGGACCUCCAGGUCCACAAGGACACAGGGGACAGAAAGGAGCUAAAGGAGAUAAUGGCGAGCCCGGUCUUAAAGGUCAAAGUGGACGUCCUGGAGAUCCAGGUAUUGAGGGACCCAUUGGACAUCCUGGACCUAAAGGAGAGCCCGGUCUCAGAGGUGAAAAGGGAGAAAUUGGAGCACAAGGGAGAAAGGGUGUUGCAGGAAUAUCUGGCAGAAAUGGAACAGAUGGGCAGAAGGGAAAAAUUGGCAGGAUUGGCGCUCCUGGCUGCAAAGGUGACCCUGGUGACAAGGGUCCUGAUGGCUAUCCUGGAGCUGUUGGAGAACCGGGUCUUCCAGGGAGUCUGGGAGAAAAGGGUGAUCCAGGUCGUCCAGGAAGACCAGGCCCACCUGGGCCAGAUGGAGAUCCUGGACCCAAAGGAGAGAGAGGAAGUCCCGGAUCACCUGGAUUUCCUGGCCAGAAAGGAUCUGCUGGGAUAGCUGGAGGACCUGGACCUAAAGGCGACCCUGGAAGACGAGGAGACUUUGGACUUAAAGGCAGCACUGGGCCUAAUGGGCCAAAAGGAGAAAAGGGUGAACCAGGUCCUGAGGGAACAAGGGGUCUUCCAGGCGAGGUUGGCAACAAAGGUUCCAAGGGGGAUAACGGACUUCCAGGACCAAGAGGCUCACCAGGAGCUCCUGGAGAGCCAGGCAGAAAUGGUUCCCAAGGUGACCCAGGUGAUGCUGGCCCUAGAGGUGAUCCUGGCCAUCUAGGACCACAGGGUGAUUCUGGCAGACCUGGGUUCAGCUAUCCUGGACCAAGGGGACCUACGGGUGACAGGGGUGAUAAAGGUCCGCCUGGACCCAGGGGAAGUAGAGGAGACUGCGGACCAAAGGGCGACCUGGGUUCAAAGGGAACUCCUGGAGAGCCGGGAGAGCCCGGGCCCCCAGGAGAACCUGGACGAAGGGGCCCUAUAGGAGAUCCAGGAAGAGAUGGUGACCCUGGACCAGAGGGAGACCCUGGCCUUACUGAAUGUGAUGUCAUGAACUACAUCAGAGAGACCUGUGGAUGCUGUGAUUGUGAAAAGAGAUGCGGUGCCCUGGAUAUUGUGUUUGUGAUUGACAGCUCUGAAAGUGUGGGGUUGACCAACUUCACCCUGGAGAAGAACUUCGUGAUCAACACCAUCAACAGACUGGGCUCAAUAGCAAAAGAUCCCAAUUCUGAAACAGGAACUCGAGUCGGCGUUGUCCAGUACAGUCACAACGGAACAUUCCAGGCUAUUCGCCUCAACGAUUCCAAGAUCGACUCCAUGUCCGCUUUCAAAGAAGCCGUGAAGAAGCUCGAGUGGAUCGCUGGAGGAACGUGGACGCCUUCUGCCCUGAAGUUCGCCUAUGAUAACCUGAUUCGCGAUAGCCGGCGUGCUAAGGCUAAUGUGACCGUGGUUGUGAUCACAGACGGCCGGUACGACCCCCGUGAUGAUGACAAACUGCUCAAUUACCUCUGCACGGACACCAACAUUGAUGUGAAUGCCAUCGGUAUUGGUGACAUGUUUGACCAGCCGGAGGAGAAUGAAAGCCUGAAGUCCAUUGCUUGCAGAAAAGAUGGAAGAGUCAUGGGAAUGAGGCGUUUCGCUGAUCUGGUUGCAGAGGAUUUCAUCGAUAGGAUUGAGACUGUACUCUGCCCAGAUCCAGUGAUUGUUUGCCCUGAUCUUCCAUGUAAAAGUGAGCCAGCUGUAGCCAACUGCAUCCAGCGGCCUGUUGAUCUCAUCUUCAUGCUGGAUGGCUCAGAGCGCAUGGGUCAGGAGAAUUUCCGCUAUGCACGUGAGUUUGUGGAGAAUGUUGCUAACCGCCUGACCCUCGCCCGGGGAGACAACGAUGAACGUAAUGUCAGGGUGGCUCUUCUGCAGUAUGGUGAUGAAAACCAACAUCAAUUGGCCUUCACACUUACCAACAACUUCACCCUCGUCACUGAUGGCCUUGCCAGCAUGAGGUACCUGGAUUCUACUUCCAAUGUGGGAAGCGGUAUUAUCUACGGCGUCAACAACAUUGUCACGAGUGGAGGCACCCGAUUGGCUAGACGAAAUGCCGAGCUGUCGUUCGUCUUCAUCACCGAUGGGGUCACCAGCAGCAAGAACCUGGAGGAAGGCAUUAGCUCGAUGCGCAGAGCAGAGGGCGUUCCCACUGUGAUUGCCAUGGGCAGCGACGUUGACAAGGAGAUCCUAGCAAAGCUUUCGCUGGGAGACCAGACGGCCAUUUUCAGAGGUCAGGAUUUUGCCAGUCUGAACAAAGCCCGCUUUUUUGACCAAUUCAUUCGGUGGAUCUGCUGAGGGGUGGGGUGGGUUUUUAGUAAAUGGUGGGAUUGGUGUGUCAUAGGGUUCAGUACAAUAGAACAGAUGCAUUUUAUUUACACUAAAUCUAUGCAAUUUAAGUACUUAUAUCUUGUUUAAAGAUUUAUGACAGCUUAGGAUAACCUGCAACACUCUCAUGGGCUUUUCAACUCAAUGAUUUCACCAGUGGAGAUGGGCUUUGAGUACAGGAAGACACUGCAGUAAACCAAGAGGUUAAGUUACUAGUAACACCCCAAACAAUAUGUACUGAAUGUGUAUUUUGAUAAAGUUGCAAUUGUAGUUUCUGUACUUUUAUGCUGAAAGGCCUCUAGAAUUUUUGUUUUAUAUAUUCUUCUACACAAGGUGCUAAACCAGAGUAAGACUGGAGUUUUGUAUAUCAUUAUCAAAUGCACAUUGGUAAAAAGUGCACUAAUUCAGGGGUACAAGAAUUUGAAAAAAAACACUUGCCACAUUCAUUCUGUAUCACUUAAGAUACAAUUAUGUCUAAAAACAUUGUUAAAUUUAAUUGUCAUUGACUUAAAAAGGGCCUGAAGUAGCUAAAAUAAAUCAAUGCCACCUUCCACAGCAUGUUCACUCUUGAGCCAACACAUGCUUAGAAGUCCAGUGUUUCAGAUUAAACAUUGACUUACAGUGAAAUAUAGAAAAAUUCAUCACCUACAUUUUAAUGUAAAGGAUAAUUAUGAGACUAUUAUUAGCACCACAAUCAGUCACUUAAUAAGAACCAAAAAGGAACAUUUGACAUGCUGUUGAACACUUGAAUGAAGAUUUUCAUAGUUGCUGUCAAACUGAAAUUUUAGUACAAUAAAUAAAGCUGUGGUAACACAA